AUGAUGGAAGCUGCUCUUGUUGCAGACCCCGGGCAGCCUGGCCCUCUGAUUGCCCUGUCUUCACUCCCCACUCCUGCAUCCAGACCUCUGCGUCCCAAGCCUCCUCCUCCUCCUCCUCCCACUCCCAAACCUGCCCCAAACCUGUCCCGCUCUCCCUCUCUGCCUCCCCCUUCAACCCCCAAAACUCCCUGCUUCAACCCUCCUCCAAACCUCCCCCCUCCGCUGUCUCCGACACCUGCGAGUCCCACGUCACCGGUGCAACAAAACGAUGCAUCUCUGACGGCUAAAAUAUGUUCCACGUCUGAAUCAAACUUCACUUUUGAUCCUUUAACGAAUGAAACCGCAGCUCUGAGCCUGGUAGACAGACUUCAGCAGACAGAUUCAAUAUGGCAGCUGAAAGGACUGAGCCAGGAGGAAGUUUGUUGCAUUCUCAAAGAGGAACAACCUGGGGUCUUCUUGGUUCAGUGCGCAGAGGAGACGGCCGUGACGCUGUCUGUGCGAACGCCUGACCUCCAGGGACCAGCAGUGCUCACCCUGACAGUGAGACAACAAGGGGCAUUUCUCCAUUUGGACGGCUCCUUCCUGCUUUUUGACAACAUCAUAAAGCUCGUCUCUUUCUACUUUGUCAGCAGGGACGUCCUUCCUCUUUCGCUGAGGUUACCCCAGGCCAUCACCACGGCAACAAAAAGAGAGGAGCUCGAGGUCAUCGCAGCUGCGGGAAAAGAUUUCUGGACUUCAGAGAAGCAUCAGCAAUCAAAGAAGCACUGCAGUGGCGAGGAGCAGAGCGGAAUCUAUUUGCAUCUAAAUCCAGUUAUUGUCUUGGAAAACCCAAAAACACGAGACAAGCCCGAGGCAUCUACCUACAAACCCGAAUACACCUCCUGCCAGAACGUCACAUCACCACCACCUCUGCACAACGGCGAAGCCCCAGAAAAGGUCAACGCUGAGCCAAAAGUUCAAAACAAACCCCAUGUGGAGAUGAAAUACAAACGCCCGCCUCCCAGACCUCCCAGCGUAUCGAGUGGUGCAGGUCUCCUGUUUGCGACUCCGCUUCAAACCGCAGAGAAAAAGGACGAAAGCAAACUUGAAAAUGCUAAAAAGGCCAUGCCAAUGAUGAGCGCUCCUUCACGGCCACCUAUACCCCGCGCUCCUCUACGCGACUCUAGGAAAAGCAGCAACAGAGAGAGAGCGGAGAGGAUGGAGGAUGAAAAAGACGGGGGAGAGCAGUGCGAAAGAAUCGGACCAAUGGAAAGCGGUUGCCAACAACAACAGGAGGAAACAGGGAAAGAUGCAUCAGAGGACAAGCAUAAAUCUUCUUUGUCAGCGAAGAAACCCAGCCGACCGGUGCCUCCGCCGAGACGCAAGCCACAGAGCACAGAGUUAGCUGCUUGUCCGAACCAAGCAGGAGCAGGAGGGGGGGGGUUGGGCAGGUCGUAUCCACCGGCAGGACGUCGACCCGAUGUGUCGUUAUAUUCGCCACAGGGGGGUGCUGUACUGGUCACCGAUCCAGACUCAGCGUCCACAAGCAGCACAGAAGAUGAGGUGGAGACACAAGAGCAGAGUCGUUGUGUAGAGAGCCGCAGCCCUAAAGCCGGCGUGAAGCGGACCCCCACUACGGUGAUCCUGGACCGAGCGCGGCACCGACUGUCCACGGUCCUCACCGGACUCAUCAGCCACGACCGCCGCCUCACGCAGAGGAUUGUAGAGCUCGCACGGGACCCCUCCAGCUACUUUGGCAAUCUGGUAAAAGAGCACCGCACCUUCACCUUGGAGACCAUGUCCAGACACAGCACCUCCCCUGAGCUGCUGCAGGAGAUCAGGCAGAUGAUGACUCAGCUGAAGAGCUACCUGCUGCAGAGCACGGAGCUGCACAGCAUGAUGGAGCCUCAGCACCAGUACGCACAGGACAAACUGGAGAGUAUCGCAGAAGUUGCUCUGUGUAAAAGUGUGUUAAAGCCACUGAGAGAGCCCAUUUACCAGUGUCUGGAGAAACUGCAUCGUGACAGCGGAAGCUUUGAGAAACUGUCCCUAAACCAGUCUAUAGUGUUGGGCAGCACCACCACAGCUUUAGGAGUGACCACAUCUGUCCCAGAGACUUCGUCCAUGGAGAAAAUCAGCAUCAAACUAAGUAACCUGCACCUAGAGUAUUCGCCUCAGAGGAAGAUCGAGAUGCUGCUCAAAGCUUGCAAGAUCAUCUACGACUCCAUGGCUGUCACCUCAUCCGGGCGGGCACAUGGGGCAGAUGACUUCCUACCUGUGAUGAUGUACGUUCUGGCCCGGUCCAACCUCUCCAAUCUGCAGCUGGACGUGGAAUACAUGAUGGAGCUGAUGGACCCAGCAUUAACCCUGGGAGAAGGCUCAUAUUACCUGACCACCACAUACGGCGCUCUGGAGCACAUAAAGACGUUUGACCAGCAGAGAACAGCCACACGGCAGCUCAGCAGAGAGGUGCAGGACUCCAUCCACCGAUGGGAGAGAAGGAGGACCCUCAACAAGGAGACCCCCAACCAGGCUUCAGUCCGGGACUUCCUGACUGUGUGUUGUCCGAUAAUGGGAGAAAACCCUCGGACUCUGGGCGUCCUCCCGACCACCACCGUGGAGCAGUUAAGCGAACAGUGCGCCUCACGCUUCAAACAAGACAUUUCUGAUCAAGACUCUUACAUUCUCAGUGUGGUGAUUGAUGAUGAGCAACGGCCUUUAGGUCUGACUGAAGUGGCCUUGAGUGUGAAGAAAAGCUGUCAGCCAGGAGCCUACUGCUUUGUCUACCACCCCAAGGACCAGCCAGUCGCCCCUGUUCACAGUGGACCCACGGACCCUCCCCCUGAAGAGUGCACAUCCUUGGGGGAGAUUGAGGCUCCAGAUCCUACGGAAGAAGGCACAGAAGAGGACAGCCUAAUCAGUCUGUAG
Knipowitschia caucasica is the source of this 2907-nucleotide messenger RNA. Lineage: Eukaryota; Metazoa; Chordata; Actinopteri; Gobiiformes; Gobiidae. The record is from the annotation of a GenBank genome assembly.